Acomys russatus (golden spiny mouse) is the source of this 5556-nucleotide messenger RNA. RefSeq names its product pleckstrin homology like domain family B member 1 (gene Phldb1). The transcript has 25 exons. Gene Ontology annotation, biological process: regulation of microtubule cytoskeleton organization. The record is from RefSeq and is a predicted model, not a curated record. Gene Ontology annotation, cellular component: basal cortex. Lineage: Eukaryota; Metazoa; Chordata; Mammalia; Rodentia; Muridae. Gene Ontology annotation, molecular function: protein binding. The coding region runs from base 192 to 4850 and encodes 1552 amino acids.
CCUGGCCCUUGGACACUUGCCCUGCUUCUCCUGGAUAACCUGCCCCCUACUCCUCACCCCCGCGCGCCCCGCCUCGGCCUCAGUUUCCUUCCCGUCCUGACUCCUUCCUCUACCGGUGGCCCUUCUUCGAAGGCGGAUGUGAGUAGGGAAGACAAAAGUCACUGUGACCCAAAAGACCUGGAUCUACAGCUAUGCAUUGCCCCUCGCGAUCUGCCGGCUGGCCCCGCGGGACCCAGGAGCGCUGGUAUCCUAGAACCAUGGAUAGUCUCAGUAGGAACCAGCUAGGCCCAGGAUGCAAGACCCAGGAUGUGGUGCAGAAAGGUCCGUUGGAUCUGAUUGAGACGGGUAAAGGCUUGAAAGUGCAGACAGACAAACCUCAUCUGGUGAGCCUGGGCAGCGGGAGACUCAGCACAGCCAUCACCCUCCUGCCACUGGAGGAGGGGAGGACUGUCAUUGGUUCUGCAGCCAGAGACAUCUCACUCCAGGGUCCAGGCCUGGCUCCAGAACACUGCUACAUCGAGAAUCUGAGGGGCACUCUCACCCUGUACCCUUGUGGCAAUGCCUGCACUAUUGACGGGCUCCCUGUUCGGCAGCCGACCCGGCUCACUCAGGGCUGCAUGUUAUGUCUGGGUCAGUCCACCUUCCUGCGCUUUAACCACCCAGCUGAAGCCAAGUGGAUGAAGAGUAUGAUUCCAGCAGGGGGUCGGGCCCCAGCGCCCUCCUACAACCCUGGCCCUGCUGAAUCAGAGAGCCUGGUCAAUGGGAACCACACAGCAGCACAGCCUGCGACCCGGGGACCUUCAGCCUGUGCCAGCCACAGUUCCCUGGUGAGCUCUAUUGAGAAGGACCUGCAGGAAAUCAUGGACUCGUUGGUGCUAGAGGAGCCUGGAGCAGCUGGCAAGAAGCCUGCAGCCACAUCGCCACUGUCACCAAUGGCUAAUGGUGGGCGCUACCUGUUGUCCCCUGCAACCAGCCCCGGUGCCAUGUCUAUGGGCUCCAGCUACGAGAACACCUCUCCAGCUUUCUCUCCACUUUCCUCCCCAGCCAGCAGUGGUAGCUGUGCCAGCCACUCACCCAGUGGGCAGGAGCCAGGACUUUCUGUGCCCCCACUGGUGCCUGCACGUUCCUCCAGCUACCAUUUGGCUCUGCAACCCCCACAGUCUCGGCCAAGUGGUACCCACUCCUCUGAAAGUCCCCGGCUGGGCAGAAAAGGGGGUCAUGAGAGACCUCCCAGCCCUGGUCUCCGGGGUCUUCUGACAGACAGUCCUGCAGCCACAGUCUUGGCUGAGGCCCGCAGAACCACUGAGAGCCCCCGGCUAGGUGGGCAGUUGCCUGUGGUGGCCAUCAGCCUGAGUGAAUAUCCAUCUUCCGGUGCCCGCAGCCAACCCACCAGUAUUCCUGGCAGCCCCAAGUUCCAGCCUCCAGUCCCUGCUCCCCGCAACAAGAUCGGCACACUCCAGGACCGCCCUCCCAGUCCCUUCCGUGAGCCCCCAAGCACAGAGCGGGUGCUAACAACCAGCCCCUCCCGACAGCUGGUGGGCCGAACAUUUUCAGAUGGGUCAGCAACUCGUACACUCCAGCCUCCGGAGAGUCCCCGCCUGGGCCGGCGGGGCCUGGACAGUAUGCGAGAAUUACCACCGUUGAGUCCAUCUCUGUCUCGAAGGGCUCUGUCCCCACUGCCAGCCCGGACUACCCUAGACCCCAAGCUAAGCAGGGAAGUGGCAGAGAGUCCCCGACCCCGGCGCUGGGCAGCCCACGGGACUUCGACAGAAGACUUUUCCCUGACUCUAGGAGCACGGGGCCGCAGGACUCGGAGUCCCUCGCCCACACUCGGGGAGUCCCUGGCACCUCGUAAGGGCAGCUUCAGUGGCAGGCUGAGCCCAGCCUACAGUCUGGGCUCUCUUACUGGGCCUUCACCUCGUCAGAGCCCCCGUGCUCAGAGGAAGCUCUCCAGUGGAGACUUGCGGGUACCCAUCCCAAGGGAGAGGAAAAAUAGCAUCACAGAGAUCAGUGAUAAUGAGGACGAUCUCCUGGAGUACCACCGACGGCAGCGCCAGGAGCGGCUCCGUGAGCAGGAGAUGGAGAGGCUGGAACGCCAGCGCCUAGAGACCAUCCUGAACCUGUGUGCCGAGUACAGCCGAGCCGACGGGGGACCUGAGGCUGGGGAACUGCCCAGUAUUGGAGAGGCCACCGCAGCACUGGCAUUGGCAGGCAGGAGACCCUCGAGAGGCUUGGCAGGAGCCAUAGUGGUUCCUGGGAGGAGCGGUGACGAGUCUGGAGGUGUCUCCCAGCGCCUGUGGGAGAGCAUGGAGCGCUCAGAUGAAGAAAAUCUCAAAGAGGAGUGCAGUAGUACAGAGAGCACCCAGCAGGAGAAUGAAGAUGCUCCUGGCACGAAGCUCCAAGGAGAGGUGCUGGCCGUGGAAGAGGAGCGGGCUCAGGUUCUGGGGCGUGUAGAACAGCUGAAGGUCCGAGUGAAGGAGCUGGAACAGCAGCUGCAGGAGGCAGCCCGAGAGGCUGAAAUGGAGAGGGCACUGCUGCAGGGUGAGAGGGAGGCGGAGCGAGCAUUGCUGCAGAAAGAACAAAGGGCAGUGGACCAGCUGCAGGAGAAGUUGGUGGCCUUGGAGACAGGCAUCCAGAAGGAGAGGGACAAGGAGAGGGCGGAGCUGGCCGCGGGACGGAGGCACCUGGAGGCCCGCCAGGCGCUCUACGCCGAGCUCCAGACGCAGCUCGAUAACUGCCCCGAGUCAGUGCGGGAACAGUUACAGGAGCAGCUGAGAAGGGAGGCAGAUGCUCUAGAGACUGAGACAAAGCUCUUUGAGGACCUGGAGUUCCAGCAGCUGGAGCGAGAGAGUCGAGUGGAGGAGGAGAGGGAGCUGGCCGGCCAGGGACUGCUGCGGAGCAAGGCUGAGCUGCUGCGCAGCGUGACCAAGAGGAAGGAGCGCCUAGCUGUACUGGACAGUCAGGCUGGGCAGAUCCGGGCCCAAGCAGUACAGGAGUCAGAGCGUCUGGCCCGCGACAAAAAUGCCGCCCUGCAGCUACUGCAAAAGGAGAAGGAGAAGCUGACUGUGCUGGAGAGGAGGUAUCAUUCACUCACAGGCGGAAGGCCUUUUCCGAAGACCACCUCCACCCUCAAAGAGGCUCAGCUCCUCAUCUCCGAGUCCUCAGAGAUGGGGCUGGAGACCACGGCUCUGGGCCUGUCCCCAAGGUCUUCUCAGGCCGGGCCCUCCUCUGUUUCCUUAACCCCUCCUGCUUCCACUCAGCUCUGUCCCAAAGCACAAGAGUACGUGACACUUGAGCAGCUAAAAGCGAUGUGGGGCGCCUCGCCCAUGCCCCCCACCCCUUCGCCAGGCCCGCCUUCCUGGGCUUCUGCCACCCAGGAUCUGGUUCCCAUCACCCGCCUUCCUCCCAUGCCGCCCUCCUCUUCCUUCACUUCCAUCAUGCCUUCAUCUAAGAUGGAGAAGCUGCUGCUCCCUGCUGUAGACUUAGAGCAGUGGUACCAAGAGCUGAUGGCCGGGCUGGGGACUGGCCUUGCUGCAGCCUCCCCUCGCUCCUCUCCCCCACCUCUGCCUGUCAAAGCUUCUCGUCAGCUGCAGGUUUACCGUUCUAAGAUGGAUGGUGAGGCGGCCAGUCCCCUACCCCGGACCCGUAGCGGCCCUCUCCCCUCCUCCUCAGGCUCCUCAUCCUCCUCUUCCCAGCUCAGCGUGGCUACCCUGGGCCGUAGUCCAUCCCCAAAGAGUGCUCUGCUCGCCCAGAAUGGCACCAGUAGCCUUCCUCGCAAUCUGGCAGCCACGCUACAGGACAUUGAGACCAAGCGCCAGCUGGCCCUGCAGCAGAAGGGGCACCAAGUGAUCGAGGAACAGCGGCGGCGGCUGGCUGAGCUAAAGCAGAAAGCUGCAGCGGAGGCUCAGUGCCAGUGGGAUGCCUUGCAUGGUGCAGCGCCCUUUUCAGCAGGCCCCUCUGGCUUCCCUGCACUCAUGCACCAUUCCAUCCUGCACCACCUGCCAGCCGGCAGGGAGCGUGGGGAGGAGGGCGAACAUGCUUACGACACCCUCAGCCUGGAGAGCUCCGACAGCAUGGAGACCAGCAUCUCAACAGGGGGCAACUCGGCCUGCUCUCCCGACAACAUGUCCAGUGCCAGUGGCCUGGACAUGGGCAAGAUUGAGGAAAUGGAGAAGAUGCUAAAGGAAGCUCACGCAGAGAAGAGCCGGCUCAUGGAGUCCAGGGUGAGGCUGACUGGAGCCAGGAGGCAGCAGGUGGAGCGGGAGAUGGAGCUCCGGAGGCAGGCCCUGGAGGAGGAACGGCGCAGGCGGGAGCAAGUGGAGAGGCGGCUGCAGAGUGAGAGUGCCCGGAGGCAGCAGCUAGUGGAGAAGGAAGUCAAGCUUCGCGAGAAACAGUUCUCCCAGGCGCGACCUCUGACCCGCUAUCUGCCCAACCGGAAGGAGGACUUUGACUUGAAGACCCACAUAGAGUCAUCAGGCCACGGGGUGGACACCUGCCUGCAUGUGGUGCUUAGCAGCAAGGUCUGCCGUGGGUACUUGAUCAAGAUGGGCGGCAAGAUUAAAUCGUGGAAGAAGCGCUGGUUUGUCUUUGAUCGGCUGAAGCGCACCCUUUCCUAUUAUGUGGACAAACACGAGACGAAGCUGAAAGGGGUCAUCUACUUCCAGGCCAUCGAGGAAGUGUACUAUGACCACCUGCGCAGCGCAGCCAAGAGUCCGAAUCCGGCCCUCACCUUCUGCGUGAAGACCCAUGACCGGCUGUACUACAUGGUGGCCCCAUCUGCAGAGGCCAUGCGCAUCUGGAUGGAUGUCAUUGUCACGGGAGCUGAGGGCUACACUCAGUUCAUGAACUAACUGCCGUGCCCCUCCUGGGUCCCCAGGUCAGCCCCAGGACCCCGUUGCCCUGCCACUGGGCGCUCUGCUUAUCCUUGGAGACAGUGGCACACGGGGCACUGGGCCACAAAGAGUCAGGCUGUAGUAGAAUACCCCGGGGUUUUCGUGCAAGAAGACAAAUUGUUCUGUAAGGAGUUUGGUGCUUGAGAAUGGGGCCCCGGCCCCUGCAGAGCCAGCAGAGAGGUAAGGAAAAGGGAGAGAUGCCUGUUGCUUCCUGGAAGCCCAGAAGUGCAGGGUUCCCUCCUGGGUGUGGCAGGCUAAAGAGGUGUUGCAGAGAGCUGGCCUCUCAGCCCUGCCCUGGCAUCUGCUCACCCCAGUUUUUUCUCUUUAUAAAAGACAAAUUAUGGUACCAGAAUCUGCCAAAGAUCCCCUUUUCAUCUCACCCUUCUUCAGGGGCCUGGGGGUUACUGAGCAGAGCCAUGUGUGGAGCUGGGGAGCAGCUCAGGCCUGCACUUCCCCUUCCUGUUGUUUCCCCAUCCUCCCGCCUCCAUACUUUCCACUACUUUGCUCAAGGACCAGAGACCUCAAGUGUCAUCCUUGAGGUCCAGCCCCCACCAUCGUGCUGCAAAUCCAUCAUCGUAGUUACUAUGGUGACUGCUUCAUCACCAUGGUUACACACUAAUUGCCAUGGCCACUCUGUGGCUCUGCCCACAGCUUCACUGUGGGC